GUGCGUGGUGUUCAGUUCAUCUCUGUGCGAGAGAGAGAGAGAGAGAGAGAGAGAGAGAGGUGGUUGGGUUUUUGGCUUGUGGGUUUUGUGCAGGAGGAGGGGAUUCGGAUUCGUCUCUCCGCGGCGAUCGAAACCCUAGCGAGCGCAUCCCGAUGGUUUCCUGCUGCGAGCUGCUCGAAUCGUGAGGUUUUAUAAAAGGCAUAAGAGUGAAGCAAGAAUUUGCAAUUGUAAACUCGAAGAUAUGACUGAUAACGCUGAAGGCGAGAGUUCUGCUAAUGUUGAUUUGGUUUGUGCUUUAUGUGAUAACGGUGGUGAAAUUGCAAGCUGCGAAGGCAAGUGCCUCAGAUCUUUUCAUGCCGUCAGGGAUGCUGGUGAAGAUUGUCAAACACUAGGCUACACUAGGCGUCAAUUUGAUGCAUUGAAUCCUUUUUUGUGCAAGAAUUGUGAGCUUGAAAAAUAUCAAUGUUUUGCAUGCAUGAGGUUGGGUUCAGCUAAAACAGAUACUCCUGAGGUAUUUCCCUGUGCAUCUGCGAAUUGUGGUUAUUUCUACCAUGCUAAAUGCGUUGCACAGUUACUCUUUACUGAAAAUGAAGCCAAAGCAUUGGAAUAUACAACAAAGAUAGCCAGUGGGGUAAAAUUUGCAUGCCCACUGCACAAAUGUGAUGUUUGCAAGUAUGGUGAAAACAAGGAUGAAAAGGAGCUACAGUUUGCUGUGUGCCGACGGUGUCCCAAGGCAUAUCAUAGAAGAUGCUUGCCAAGGAAAAUCGCCUUUGAUGACUUCGUUGACAAUGGUGUAUUUCAUUUCCAAAGGGCGUGGGAGGGCCUUCUUCCCAAUAACCGAAUAUUAAUAUUUUGCCUGAAACAUGAUAUUGAUCCUAAACUUAGAACCCCGACAAGAGAUCAUAUUAAAUUUCCUGAUAAUCCUGCUGUCACGAGAAAGCCCUUCGAUGUAAAUGGAAUGAACAAGAAGGUGGUUAAGAUACGGCUUCUUGAGGAUUGUCCACCUGCCCCAUUGUCCAGUGACAAAAAAUCAUUUGGUACAGUGAACCGUUUUUCCUCAAGUGAUGUGAUAACCAAAAAGAGGAAAGUGCUUGUGUCUGGAGGUACAAAACAUUGUGCUCUUAGUGCUGUGGCUAGGGAAAAAACAUCAGUUCCGUCAUUUAUCCCCUUGAGCUCAUUCCCUGUUAUUGAUAAAAGCACUGAGAGGAGGAUUCAUGAGUUCGCACAGAAAGUGUCAUCUGAUAUAACCAUUGAGGAUAUACAAAAAAAGCUAGUGGUUCCAUCUACACACACACCGGUUUCGAAGAAUACUGAUAAGAUUACAUUGGGAAUGGUGCAAAGAUCUGUUGAGGCUAUAAAUGCUGCUCUGCAUAUGUUAGAAAAUGGUGCAUCCAUAGAAGAUGUCAAAUCUGUAUGUGCACCUAGUGAUCUUUUCCAACUUGCAAGGUGGAAGAAUAAACUGAAUAUAUAUCUUGCACCAUUUCUUCAUGGCAUGCGCUACACAUCUUAUGGGCGCCACUUCACCAAACUGGACAAACUCGAGCAGAUUGUAGAUAGGCUACAAUGGUAUAUUGAAAGUGGUGAUACGGUUGUUGACUUUUGCUGUGGCUCAAAUGAUUUUAGCUUAUUAUUGAAGGAAAAGCUUGAAGCUUCUGAAAAAAGUUGCUUCUAUAAAAAUUUUGAUCUUAUUCAACCAAAGAAUGACUUCAAUUUUGAGAGACGAGACUGGAUGACCGUUCAACCAGAUGAAUUGCCCACAGGAUGUCGAUUGAUCAUGGGAUUGAAUCCUCCGUUUGGGUUUAAAGCUUCUCUUGCUAAUCAAUUCAUUAAUAAAGCCCUCACUUUCAAGCCCAAGCUGAUCAUACUCAUUGUUCCUAAGGAAACUGAAAGGCUGGACAGGAAAUACCCACCAUAUGAGCUAAUAUGGGAGGAUUCUCAUCAGCUUGCAGGAAAGUCGUUCUAUUUGCCUGGGUCGCUUGAUGCUGAUAACAAGAUUAUGGAACAAUGGAAUAUGUCACCACCUCCUCUUUCUCUAUGGAGCCGUAGUGAUUGGGCUCGGAAACACAAGGAAAUAGCUAAAACAAUGGGGCACAUCAGUAAAAAUGUGUGGUGCUUAGAUGAUACUCAAAGGUCUGUUGUAAACACAGGGCAUGCACAAAUGGCUAAUGAGGGGGAUGAUGACCUUGACAACAAAGAAAGACAAGAAGAGGCACCACUAAAUGCCUCUGUUAUAGAUCAGUUGUUGUCUGACACAUACCAUGAUCCUACUAGCUCGCCAGGGGACUACUGGACAGAUACCAAUGGAAGAUCACGGCAGCCUUGCAACUACGAGGGAAGAAAUGAUCCAACCCAUGAAUAUCAUGCAGGCAUGGGUUGUGGAUCUGACAUGAGCAUUUCAUCAUCUGACAAGAGCGAUUGUGAAAAACAAACCGAAACUAUGUCAAACUCAGAGCAUGGGCAUACUGGUUCAGAAGCCCACGAUCAUGUUGGAAGUGCACCUGUGGAACAACCAACUGGUUUUGCGGAUUGUGAUGAGGUGACAUCAGCUGGCAUUGAGUACCAUAGCCUGGAAAAUUCACCACUCACAGAGAGACCUGCAGAUGCAGCUGGAGUUCAAUACAAGAUGCUGGAAGACACACCACCUCCUCUGGAUGAACUCGUACCUGGCUUUUCUGGGCAGCCGAUCGUUUCACUUCCUGGAGGAGGCAGGCUUUCAGCUGGGUUGCAAUAUCAAAGGCUGGAAGACACACUGUCCAGAGGGACACCUGAAGCUGGUGCUGGUUGCAGACAGCUGGAAGAUUCACUACCUGCACCCCCUGCUGCUUCUGAGGUCGAUGCAGUGGUUGCAAAAUAUCUGCCACAGACAACGAGUGAUCUCCCUGCAUUACCGUUCGUUCCUGCUCCAAGAAUUCCCUUCCCUGGACUCCAGUUCGCCCCAAGAAAUGACUUGUGGCAAGGAUGGUACCCACCUCCAGAAUUUCUGUCCAGAGGCAUGGACCAUCCGCCUUUCAUGCACGGCUCCUCUGGUUGGCUCGACGACUAGAGGAGUGAGACAUUAACCCAAGCCCUAGUAAAGAUUACUGACAGCCGCUGUUAGCAAAGACCACUUGUGCAGUUGUGCUUCAACCUGGCGAGGAAGGUGAAAAGGUGAAAACACCAGACUUGGUUCUUCUCUUGUCACGAGCCACCGUGUAGAGUCUGUAGAGUACAGCUACUUGUGCUGUGCCUCGGCCUAUCUUUUCAAGGUGCGAGCUUGUUUUGUCCUACGGCCUGCUUUUAGAAUACGCUGAGGCUACAUGCUACUACCAAUUUUCUGGACAGGAAACUUCCAAAACUCUCCUUGCCAAUCCACGCCUGUUGAUGUACUAGGACGUAUUUUGCCUCUUUCCUUGUUGGUUGGUUGGUUGGUUGCACUCUGA
Messenger RNA from Oryza sativa Japonica Group (Japanese rice), 3419 nucleotides. Its product is annotated as protein ENHANCED DOWNY MILDEW 2. NCBI's taxonomy places the organism in Eukaryota, Viridiplantae, Streptophyta, Magnoliopsida, Poales, Poaceae. The record is from RefSeq and is a predicted model, not a curated record.